AUGGGCUUCCCAGUGGGAUACACAGAGGUCUUCUUUCCCAACAUCUUUCUCCACACACUCUCUCUUCUGGGUUUCAUCCGAAACCUCAUUUUCUCGCUCUUCUACUUUCUGGGUCUCUCCGAAUUUCUCGAAACCGACGUCGUUUGGCCAGAGACCAGGACCCGUAUGCCCGAAAACCCGCCCGUAUCGGCCCUCCUGAUCCGGGAAUUCCUGCCCGUGAUUAAGUUUCGGGACCUAGCCGGAGACCGCCCGGAAAACUGCGCCGUUUGCCUGUACGAGUUUGAGGUCGAGGAGGAGAUCAGGUGUUUGACGAAUUGCAAGCACAUUUUUCACAGGGCGUGUUUGGACCGUUGGAUGGACCAUGAUCAGAAGACGUGCCCUCUUUGUAGGACGCCCUUCGUGCCUGAUGAGAUGAGCGAUGAGUUUAAUCAACGGCUCUGGGCUGCCUCUGAGAUUCACCAUGAAUUUUACAGUGAGUACAGUUCGGUUUGA
This is a messenger RNA of Prunus armeniaca (apricot), 492 nucleotides long. NCBI's taxonomy places the organism in Eukaryota, Viridiplantae, Streptophyta, Magnoliopsida, Rosales, Rosaceae. The record is from the annotation of a GenBank genome assembly.